AUGACAAACCAGCAUACAAUUAUUAAUUCCUAUAUUUCUCAUUUUAACAGCAGAUUUCCGGAAUUAAAAUUAACUACUGAUGAAUUAAAAAAUCAAAGUGGAAGAAAUAAUUAUAUGGAUAAAUUAUAUAGUAUAUAUGAGGCACUUGUUUAUGGGUUGUCAAAAGAGGACUACUUCAAUAGAGUUUUUGAUGUAUAUUUAGAGGAAACAAUUAGUGCAUCAAGGAAACUUCAAAGAUUUGGGGUUUUACAUGAAAAUUUGGUGCGAUAUUCAAAGGGUGAAUGUGAAGUGAAAUUUUAUAAAUUUUUUACUCCAGAUAUUCAGUUAAUAAUACAAAUUUUUAAAAUGUUAGAAUCUUUUGAAUGCGUUUCCGAUGCCAUUCGUGAAGAUCAUAUAAAAUUGACAAAAGAAUAUACUGAUGAAGCUAAUGAAAAGAAAGAGUUAAGUGAUGAAAUUGCUGAACUAGAUGAUGAAUUAACAGAUGAUCCUACUUCCGUUAUUAUUAAUGCAACAAAUGAACUUAAUGAGUUAAGAGAUGAAAAGAGAAAAUUACAUGAUGAAUGUGUUAAUUAUAAUACAACAACAUCUUCCAAGCGUGAAACUUUAUCUGCUGAGGGACAAAAAGUUGCUGAAUUAAGAGAGAGAUAUGAUAAACUUGAAGAAUCUAGAAAAGGAUAUGAACAUCGUUAUCGAUGCGAAGUUGCCAAGCUCGUUAAUGAUAUAGAUGAUUUAUUGAAUGAGAGACAGCGUCUUACUGAUUCUGAGAAAGCUGUUAAAAAUGAUACAAUAAUUUUUCAUACAAAAAUAGAACAAAUUGAAGAAAAGAAAAAGUCAAUUAAUGAAUUAGUUGAUACAAAUAAUUACCUUGAUAAGGAGAUUGCUCUUGCUGAAGCUAAAGCAGCAGAGAUAGAUAAAAUAUCAGCUGAUAUUAUAAAAAUUGAUAAAAACAUUGAGCAUACUCAAAGUAACAUUGUGUCGUUAAAGAAAAAAAUUCCAGCAUUGACAAGUGACUAUCAGACUCAACUUACAGAGAAUGAAAAUGAUAGAAGAGAAUUUAAUGAUGCAAUGCGAAAACUGAAAGGAGAAAUUUCAAAUCUUUAUGAUAAGUUUAAUAAACUUGUAGAUUUGAAAAUGGAAAAAUGUAUUGAAUUAACAAAAAUUCAAGAAGAAAGGAAAGCUUUAGAAUUAGAGUUGGCUUCUUUAAAAGAAAAUACUAAAAAUGAAAUAGCAAAAAUUGAAGAGAGCUAUAACAGUCAUAAGAAUAAAAAAAGAGAUUUUCUUUAUGAUAUGGUUGAAUUCAGGAAAGAAUCAAAACUUAGUUUAUAUGAUCCAACUAUUUAUCAAAAAGAGUCAGAUGUUAAAAAUCUGGAAAAUUUGGAUAAGGAAGCCGUUUUUCAUAAAAGAUAUCUUCAAGAACGUGGAGAAAGAAGAAAAAAUAAUGGUUCUAUUUAA
Molecule: messenger RNA, 1452 nt
Organism: Strongyloides ratti
Lineage: Eukaryota; Metazoa; Nematoda; Chromadorea; Rhabditida; Strongyloididae
Exons: 2
Coding region: 1-1452 (483 amino acids)
Source: RefSeq, a predicted model, not a curated record